UUGUAGGAUAGCGUAGCUGUGCAGGCUUGUUCGUCGUGUGUGGCCGAGUGCAUUGCGGUUGCCGCCGCUUCGCUAACUUUUCCCAAAGUUCAUGCCUACUGGACCAGCCAGUGGACUUUCGCAGCAACUGUCGGUCAACGAGGGCCAUGUUCCGGUGCUCCGGCACUCGUGUGCGCCCCUGCUGGCUGCUGGCGUGAAGCCUUCACGUCGCGGAAAACUGCGAGGAAUGCCAGGCGCGCUGGUUUCGCUCUAGCGACUCGGGCGUUAAACUCCGAGGCAUGGAGGAGUUGGAGGAACACAUUCCCGAAGAGGACCUGGCUCCAGACGCCUUCUAUGGGGAACUGGGUGACGAGGGGCAGCCGCUGGAGCGAUGGCUUAACGACGACGAAGGUCCGCUGGUCUUCUACCGUGUCAACUCGCAGGACAUCAUAUACAAGGCGAAGAAGAAGCGCCCCAAGAUGGUGGGCCGCUACCUGAUGGGGGAUGUGCUGGGGGAGGGCUCGUACGGCAAGGUCAAGGAGGUGCUCGACUCGGAGACACUCUGCCGGCGAGCUGUCAAGAUCCUCAAGCGGCGCAAACUGCGCAAGAUCCCCAAUGGCGAGCAGAACGUGCAAAGGGAGAUCCAGCUCCUCCGUCAGCUGAGCCACCGCAAUGUCAUCCGCCUGGUGGAGGUGCUGCACAGCGAGCAGAAGCAGAAGAUGUACAUGGUCAUGGAGUACUGCGUGGCUGUCCUCCAGGAACUGCUCGACAGCGCCAAGGAACAUCGGCUGCCCCUGUGGCAGGCGCACGGCUACUUCUGCCAGCUGCUGGAUGGCCUGGAGUACCUGCACAGUCAGGGCAUUGUCCACAAGGACAUCAAGCCGGGCAACCUGCUGCUCACAAACUGCGAGACGCUCAAGAUCUCCGACCUGGGCGUCGCUGAGGCACUGGAUCGCUUUGCUGUGGACGACACUUGUCAUACAAGCCAGGGUUCACCGGCCUUCCAGCCGCCUGAGAUUGCCAAUGGCCUGGACUCCUUCUCUGGCUUCAAAGUGGAUGUCUGGUCGUCGGGCGUCACUUUAUUCAACAUAACAACGGGCAAGUACCCAUUCGAGGGGGACAACAUCUACCGCCUGUUCGAGUGCAUUGGUCGGGGAAACUUCGAGCUGCCCUCUGACGUGGAGCCUACACUGGGCGACCUGCUGUGUGGGAUGCUGCGCAAGGACCCACAGGCACGCCUUAGCCUGCAACUGGUGCGGCGGCACGACUGGGUCCGCCGCAAGCCACCACGGCUUCUCGAGUACGUCAGCAUUCCCGACCGGACCAAUGGGAGCAACCCACUCCGGUCAAUGACAGUGAUCCCGUACUUGCCUCUGCUUCACGGACGGACGCCAGGUGCUGAGGGCGGAGGGGGUAGCCAGGGUGAAGAGGACGACGACGACUCGCAGGAGUACUUCACCGAGCACGACCUCCAGGAGCUGCGGCAGCGCACGGACGAGAGCUGUGGAGCCGGUGUGCCUCGGCGAGGUUUCCUGAGUCGAUCGCGUGUCUUCAGCGGCUGCCAGCCGUCCUGAAUGCUCACUUCCCCCCACGCACAAGUCCUGCUGGUGUUCUUUUCUUCCCACUGCCUUCGUUGUUUACACUAUGUUGCAGACAACGGUGACACCUGCGGCGCAUGGGCCCAGCUCUGACCCCUCCCCCCCCCUUCCCCUCCUCCACUCCCGGAAGGUAUCCCAUGGGGUAAAUGUGCAUCCCAUCUUGUAUCGACUAGACACUCUAGCAGCCGGACUGCGAAGGGAUCUAACGAUAGUAGCAGAGCAUUGAGAUAUUUGCCCAAUAAACCGGUUUCUUUUUCGUUGU
Dermacentor andersoni is the source of this 1839-nucleotide messenger RNA. It is a transcript of the gene Lkb1, whose product is annotated as Lkb1/serine/threonine kinase 11. NCBI's taxonomy places the organism in Eukaryota, Metazoa, Arthropoda, Arachnida, Ixodida, Ixodidae. Gene Ontology annotation, biological process: regulation of cell growth; establishment of cell polarity; glucose homeostasis. Gene Ontology annotation, cellular component: cytoplasm. Gene Ontology annotation, molecular function: protein serine/threonine kinase activity; protein kinase activator activity; ATP binding. The record is from RefSeq and is a predicted model, not a curated record.